This is a messenger RNA of Gastrolobium bilobum, 6085 nucleotides long. RefSeq names its product 1-phosphatidylinositol-3-phosphate 5-kinase FAB1A. Gene Ontology annotation, biological process: phosphatidylinositol phosphate biosynthetic process. The transcript is spliced from 12 exons. The coding region runs from base 363 to 5750 and encodes 1795 amino acids. Gene Ontology annotation, cellular component: endosome membrane. NCBI's taxonomy places the organism in Eukaryota, Viridiplantae, Streptophyta, Magnoliopsida, Fabales, Fabaceae. The record is from RefSeq and is a predicted model, not a curated record. Gene Ontology annotation, molecular function: 1-phosphatidylinositol-3-phosphate 5-kinase activity; ATP binding; metal ion binding.
UAUUAUUUUAGUUCCAAAAGAAGUUUAUGUCGUUAACUGCAUGCUCAAGAGUUCUACGGUUGAUUACUUUGUGGGUUGGUGAGAGCCUCUGAUGAUGACGAUGACGAUGAUGAUGAUGCUUCUGUGCUUGUUUAGUUGAUUUGUUCGUGUUUUUGCAUCUGGGGUCAUCGUUUUCUGUAUUCUAUUGAAUUUGCUUUCUGGGUACGCUGCAAACUGAGGCAUUGAGCUCAUUGAGAUAAUCUGAGCUGAAAAGUUCGGCUUUUUUUUUUUCUUCAUGAACAAACCCAAUUGCAUCAUGGAAUGCUAACAAGGCUGGUCAAUGAGGGACUCAUAAUGAGUGGACUCGGGUUGAAUCUUAGUCAAUGGGCACCCCUGAGAAGAAAAUAUCUGACCUUGUUGAUGUAGUUAAGUCCUGGAUCCCUCGAAGGGUUGAGCCACCAAAUGUGUCGAGGGACUUCUGGAUGCCUGAUCAGAGUUGUAGGGUAUGCUAUGAGUGUGAUUCACAGUUCACAGUAUUCAACCGUAGGCAUCAUUGUCGAAUCUGUGGUCGAGUGUUCUGUGCAAAGUGCACUGCCAAUUCUGUUCCUGCACGAUCUGAUGAGCCAAAUACUGGUCGUGAAGAUUGGGAGAGGAUUAGGGUCUGUAACUAUUGCUUUAAACAAUGGGAGCAAAGUGUAGCAACAGUUGAUAAUGGCACUCUUUUGGCUACUGCUUGUCUCAGCCCUUCACCAUCUAUGACAAGCUUGGUCAGCUCUAAAUCCAGUUGCACCUGUCAUAGUAGCAGCAGCACUGCUGGUUCAGUUCAUUACUCAACUGGACCUUAUCAGCAUGUGCCUUAUAGUCCACAUCAAUCUUCCCAAAUGGAUCUGAUAGCAGAUGAGCAAGAAAAUUUGAAUUCUGGGAGGAGUACAAUUCCCUCUGUGGCUGUAGGGGAUUUGGCUUCUAACCAAUUUGGUUAUUGCUUCAACAGGAGUGAUGAUGAGGAUGAUGAUUAUGGUGUUUAUCAUUCUGAUACAGAAUCAAGGCAUUACUCUCAUGCCACUGGCUUUGAUGAUCCAGUCAACAUUCAUGGGAUUGACCAUGUCUAUGGAGGACCACAUGAAAUGCAUCCUGAUGGAGAUAAUAUUCAGGAAAAAAGUUUGAGUUGCUUAAUACCACCACAGAAUCUUGAUGUAGAAAAUGUAGAUGGAAUUCAAGCACCUGGAAAAGAAGCUGACGAGCAUGAUCAUGCUGAUGGGUGUGAAACUUCUCCAUAUCAUGAGGAGAGUAAUAAUGCUGAACCUGUGGAUUUUGAGAAUAAUGAUUUACUGUGGCUACCUCCUGAGCCAGAAGAUGAAGAGGAUGACAGAGAAGCUGUUCUUUUUGAUGAUGACGAAGAUGAAGGUACUAAUGGAGAAUGGGGAUAUCUGCGAUCCUCCACUAGCUUUGGCUCUGGAGAAUUCCGUAGUAGAGAUAAAUCAAGUGAGGAGCAUAGGAAGACCAUGAAGAAUGUAGUGGAAGGGCAUUUUAGAGCUCUGGUAGCUCAGCUUUUACUGGUAGAAAACCUAACUAUUUGUGAUGAAGAUAGCAGAGAGAGUUGGUUGGAUACAAUUACCGCUUUAUCUUGGGAAGCUGCUACACUUCUGAAGCCUGACAUGAGCAGGGGUGGAGGUAUGGAUCCUGGUGGAUAUGUAAAGGUUAAAUGCAUAGCCUGUGGGCAUCGAAAUGAAAGCAUGGUGGUUAAAGGAGUUGUUUGUAAGAAGAAUGUGGCUCAUCGGCGAAUGACAUCGAAAAUUGAUAAACCACGUUUUCUAAUACUUGGAGGUGCCUUGGAGUAUCAGCGUGUUUGUAACCAGUUAUCGAGUGUUGAUACUUUGUUGCAGCAGGAGAUGGACCAUCUGAAGAUGGCAGUUGCAAAAAUUGAUGCUCAUCACCCGAGUGUUCUUUUGGUAGAGAAGUCAGUAUCCCGUUAUGCUCAAGAAUACCUUCUUGCUAAAGACAUUUCACUUGUUCUGAAUAUUAAAAAGCCGCUUUUAGAGCGUAUUGCCCGUUGUACUGGGGCACAGAUUGUCCCUUCGAUUGAUCAUCUGACCUCCCCAAAGCUGGGGUACUGUGAAACAUUCCAUGUUGACAAAUUUUUUGAGGAGCAUGGUAGUGCUGGGCAAGUUGGGAAAAAAUCAACGAAGACUUUGAUGUUCUUUGAGGGCUGCCCAAAACCUUUGGGUUGCACUAUCUUGCUCAAGGGUGCCAAUGGGGAUGAGUUGAAGAAGGUGAAACAUGUGAUCCAAUAUGGAGUCUUUGCAGCCUAUCAUCUGGCAUUGGAGACAUCUUUUCUAGCUGAUGAAGGCGCUUCACCUCUGGAGUUUCCCUUGAAAUCUCCCAUAACUGUUGCAUUACCUGAUAACCCGUCUGCUAUUGUAAGAUCCAUUUCCACUAUCCCAGGAUUUUCUGUUUUCACUGGUAGAGAGCAUCAGGGAGCUCAACCUAUUAAAGAAGUAUCAAAACCCAGUGACAGCCACAAGACAGAAAGAACGCCAUCUAGCUGCAGUGGGACCAUUGAAAGAUCACUGGUGGGUGACUUGAUGGACAUGCAUGAAGGCUCUGGAUACGUCAUCCAACCAGCUCAGGAUAUGCCAUCUUUCCACUACAAUAGUUUCGUCCCUAAUACUGCUUAUGAGGAGGGUGAAAAGAAAUGUUCUAAGGAAUUUUUCCAAUACAGACAAGAUGAGAGGAGGGAAACUAUAUUGAGCAAUGAUCUUAUUUCAGAUUCUUUAGGAACAUUCGAGCCUUCAGAGCAAGAUGGCAAUAACCACAUCAGGGCUGCAGCAUUGGCUGCAAAUCUGGGACCUAACCCUGAGUCACCUAAUGUAAAACAUGAUGAUAACAAUAAUGAUAAUAAUCAUGAUGACGUGAUACAUUCCAAAGAAGAUUUUCCUCCCUCAACUUCUGACCAUCAGAGUAUUUUGGUUUUUUUAUCAACACGUUGUGUGUGGAAAGGAACUGUUUGUGAAAGGUCCCAUCUUGUGCGAAUAAAGUACUAUGGAAGCUCUGAUAAGCCUUUGGGACGAUUUUUGAGAGAUCAACUAUUUGAUCAGAGUUACACUUGCCACUCAUGUGAGAUGCCAUCAGAAGCUCAUGUUCGUUGUUAUACUCACCGGCAAGGGAGCCUGACAAUUUCUGUUAAGAAACUAUUGGAGUUUCCUUUGCCAGGGGAACGGGAAGGUAAAAUCUGGAUGUGGCACAGGUGCCUGAAAUGUCCUCGUGUAAAUGGUUUUCCUCCUGCUACACAGAGGGUAGUUAUGUCUGAUGCCGCCUGGGGCUUAUCCUUUGGGAAGUUUUUGGAGCUGAGUUUUUCAAAUCAUGCAGCAGCAAGCAGGGUUGCAAGCUGUGGUCAUUCUCUCCACAGAGACUGUUUAAGAUUCUAUGGUUUUGGGAAGAUGGUUGCCUGCUUUCACUAUGCUUCAAUUGACCUUCAUUCUGUUUAUCUUCCCCCACCUAAACUUGAAUUCAACUAUGAUAGUCAGGACUGGCUACAGAAAGAAGAAAAUGAGGUGCAUAACAGGGCUGAAAUACUGUUUAGUGAAGUGUGCAACGCUCUACAUCAAAUUUCAGCGAAGAUAUCAGGUCCGGUGCUGCAGGAGGGUGGAAAUUCAUUAUCAGAUUUUAGGCAUCUAAUUGCUGAACUUAUAAGGAUGCUGCAGAAAGAGAAAGAAGAAUUUGAGGACUUGUUACAAAAGUUGCUGCGUAAAGAGGCCAAAGCUGGUCUGCCUGGGGUUGAUAUUCUAGAGCUCAAUAAAUUGAACAGGCAUAUGCUUAUCCUUUCUUAUGUUUGGGACCAGCGCCUGAUAUAUGCUUCCAAUCUAAGUAAAAUUACUCUUAAAGAAGAUUUGAGGAACUCCUCUCAGAGAGAGAAGUUGGUUGGUUCUAGGGAAAAGAUUGUUGAGGCAGAUUUGGCCACUAGGCCAGCAAGAGGCCAUAGCAGUUUUGAUUCCUUUUUUUCAGAAACAAAAACCGAUGGAAGCCUUGAUUUAGAAGACACUAGCCACCUUAGCCAGCCUAGUGAAGUGAUUAAAGGUGAGGACAAGGGUAAAGACACAAGUCAUGAUAAGGUUGAUCUUUCUCUCUCUGGUGGUGCUAAUAUCAAUGGUAAAUCUGACUCUCUGGAGUUUGGAGGAGCUGGACAGAGGGCUUUGCCAGAUGGGGAAUCUCCUAUUGUGACUAGUUUAUCUGAUACACUUGAUGCAGCAUGGACAGGUGAAAGUCACCCGAUAAAUGUAUCACAGAAAGAAAAUGCUUGUCUACCACCUGAUGUAGCUGUGACAGUUCAUUCACCUGCGGCAAAUAUAGUUUCAGCAAAAUCAAAUCUUGAUAAUUAUACUGCUGAUAUAAGUGGGAUUGAGACUAGAUGGACUGGGAUACCUUUUGCAAACUUGUUUGGUUCAUUCAAUAAAACUUCAGCUUUCAAUGCACAGAAGCUUGUCGAAUACAACUCAGUCCACAUUUUCUCAUUUCGAGAGUUGGAGCGCCAGACUGGUGCUAGACUGCUUCUUCCUGUUGGUAUUAAUGAUACCAUUGUGCCUGUCUAUGACGAUGAACCCACUAGUGUUAUAGCAUACGGGCUUGUGUCAAUAGAUUAUCAUAUCCAGAUGUCGGAAUCUGAUAGACCUAAAGAUAGUGGAGACAGUUCAGUUUCAUUGCCACUCUUUGAUUCAACAAGUCUCCUUUCUCUUAACUCUUUUGAUGAGACACUUACUAAUACGUACAGAAGUCUUGGCUCUUCUGAUGAGAGCAUGUUAUCCACUUCUGGGUCACGGAGUUUGCUGGUUGGGGAUCCACUCUUAUACACAAAGGAUUUGCAUGCAAGGGUUUCUUUUACUGAUGAAAGCUCCCUUGGAAAGGUGAAAUAUACUGUAACUUGCUACUAUGCAAAGAGAUUCGAGGCUCUAAGAAGAACCUGUUGCCCUUCUGAGAUAGAUUUUGUUCGGUCCCUUAGUCGUUGCAAGAAGUGGGGGGCGCAGGGAGGAAAGAGCAAUGUUUUCUUUGCUAAAACCCUGGAUGAUAGAUUUAUUAUCAAGCAGGUUACAAAGACAGAGCUUGAGUCAUUUAUCAAGUUUGCACCAGCUUAUUUUAAGUAUUUAUCUGAGUCAAUCAGUACAGGAAGCCCAACUUGUCUAGCAAAGAUCUUGGGCAUUUAUCAGGUAACAUCAAAGCACCUUAAAGGAGGGAAGGAAACAAAAAUGGAUGUUUUGGUCAUGGAAAAUCUUCUUUAUAGGCGUAACAUUAGACGGCUUUAUGAUCUCAAAGGUUCUUCUCGAUCACGAUACAAUCCAGAUACUAGUGGGAGCAAUAAAGUUCUACUGGAUCAGAAUCUCAUUGAAGCUAUGCCAACCUCUCCAAUAUUUGUUGGGAGCAAGGCAAAACGGUUGCUCGAGAGAGCUGUGUGGAAUGAUACUGCAUUCCUUGCAUCAAUAGAUGUGAUGGACUAUUCAUUGCUGGUUGGUGUGGAUGAGGAAAAACAUGAGCUGGUUUUAGGCAUCAUUGAUUUUAUGAGGCAAUAUACAUGGGAUAAACAACUUGAAACUUGGGUGAAGACUUCAGGCAUACUUGGUGGACCUAAGAAUACUUCUCCAACAGUUAUAUCACCUCAGCAGUACAAGAAACGGUUCAGGAAAGCCAUGAGUUUAUAUUUUCUUAUGGUGCCAGAUCAAUGGUCUCCUCCAGACCUGCACCCCAGUGGGUCCCAAUCUGACCUUUAUGAUGAAAAUUCAUGAGAUGAUUGAUAUGCUCAAAUUUUGAAGAUUCCAGCUUCCCUUGACACGGUUUCUCAUCCCAUGUCUUUGCUCUCUCUCUCUCUCCCCUCCUUUCCUUAUAUUGUAUUGUGCAUUGUAUUAUCUCAUAAAUGUAGCUGUUCAUUUGUGUAUCUUAAAAGUAAUAUCGUAGCCAGAGAUUGUUGAAAGGGUAUGCCGGAUCAUGUCCAGCAGGGGUAACUGUACAGUGAAUUGGUAUUUCCCCCCCUCAAUUUGUAUAUCAUGUUUUUCAUCUCGCUUUUACUAUUUCUUGUUUUCAAAAUCAUAACCUUUUGGAGCCUUUUGGCAUUACCUAGCUU